GCUUGGCUACUCUCACCCAUCAUUCUCCCUCACUCCCCCGCACCACCCCACUUUCACACCACAACCACAACCACAACACAAGCAACACUGCUUCACUUGGCGCAAUCGUAUUACUCUGCUUUGAAUGUCCUCGUCUACAACUUCCUUGGGCCCGUCCGCCCAUUCUUAUGCCGGCCCGUCGUCGUCCUACUCUACCGCGUUUCCUCCGCUCCAGUCGAUCCCGUGGAACUUUCAACAUCACCAUCACCAAUACCACUCGAAUCAGCAUUAUAAAAAGCAUUCAACGCACGCAAAUCACCAGUCGUCACUCUAUCAGUGCUUGGCUCCACCAAAAUACCCGGCUUAUUUAAAGCACACGCUCUAUGCUGACUUGGCACUUGAACAAUACAACUAUUACCAGAACAAGCGUUCAUUUUUUCCUUCCGACCAUAACCACCAUCAUAGCAAUAAAAAUCACUGGGGUAUUACUGCUGCUGCUUCUUCUUCUACUACUGAUCAUGACCCUAUGCCGACUGCUGCCGAGUCUUCUUCUUCAGAUUCACCGUCGGCUAAAACUCACCAUGGACUUCCCUCUGCGUCCCCGUUGUCGUCGUCGUCUUCUUCCUCGUCAACGUCGCAAUACGCGUGGGCGGAAGAAAUAGAUUUACGGCUACCCACCUGCUGGAAUCAAAAGGCCAAGUCUCGCCAUAUUGAAAUUGGACGGAACGGGCUCGACUUGUCGUACAUUGGUACAUUGAUUGUUUUGGGGGUGGGGGUGUGGGGAUAUAUAGUAUGAGCAGAGUGUAAGAUUAAGCGUGUGCUGUGCUGGUCAGAUGUUUUUUUUUAUUAUUAUUUCUAAUUUGGAUGGCUUUUAUGACUGUGAUAGGUCCAGGAAAAUCUGAGACGCAUGCUGCUUCCGUCAGAGCCAACUUUCCGAUGCGUCGUCAGUGCGGAAUCUAUUACUACGAAAUGCACGUCAUUUCCAAGGGGGAUGACGGAUAUAUCGGGUUUGGGUUUUGCGGGGAAGACAAUGAGUUGGAUCGCUUGCCAGGUAGAGAAUAACUCUAUUCUCCUUUUUUUCCUCUCGGGCUUGCUAAUAACAACCCCCCAAUGCACCAUUUAUUUCCAACCCCACCCCCAAAAAAAAGCCUAAUCACUUCCAAGCGCUAAAUAAGCUUCAAAUGCAUUAACUUGCUUACAUGC
Molecule: messenger RNA, 1182 nt
Organism: Zychaea mexicana
Lineage: Eukaryota; Fungi; Mucoromycota; Mucoromycetes; Mucorales; Lichtheimiaceae
Exons: 1
Coding region: 125-775 (216 amino acids)
Source: RefSeq, a predicted model, not a curated record